This is a messenger RNA of Drosophila sulfurigaster albostrigata, 5969 nucleotides long. RefSeq lists its product as uncharacterized. The coding region runs from base 318 to 4109 and encodes 1263 amino acids. The transcript is spliced from 10 exons. Gene Ontology annotation, molecular function: protein binding. Gene Ontology annotation, cellular component: plasma membrane; dendritic spine; cytoplasm. Lineage: Eukaryota; Metazoa; Arthropoda; Insecta; Diptera; Drosophilidae. The record is from RefSeq and is a predicted model, not a curated record. Gene Ontology annotation, biological process: chemical synaptic transmission.
CUAGCUGCAAGAAAGUGAAUAAAAUGUAUUAAAUCGGUAAUGUGUCAUUAAAAAGCCCGUGCAAAAAGAUUGCUAAAUACAAUUGUGUUUCGCCAACUUCAAUGUUGUAAAAUAUAUCAAUGAUGGUGGUGCAGCUAACCGCACUGAGAGCGUAGCAUGUCAGCAGCGGCAGUUGAAUUAAACACUGGCUGCUGAAAAGUAGCCAACAACAACAAAGUCGUCAACACGCAUCCCAACGCCAAAUCCAGUCCAGUCCAGUCCAGCUGUCCAAACUUUUGAUAGUCCAGUGUACAACACACCACAACAAAAACAGCACAAUGAAUUCGUGUAGCGACAGCAGCAACGACUCAAUGGAGGCAGCUGCAACGGCUGCAACUGCAACUGCUGCUGCUGCUGUUGCUGUUGCUGUUGGUGCACGACACACGGAGCUGCACAUGAACUUCGGUGGCAAGCCAUCGCAGUCGACACAACAAGAACGUUAUGUGUGGGAGAUGCGAACUCGCAGUCCGAAUGUGACGCCAGCUAGCACAGUGUUGAAUUCACCCGAUCUAAAUGCUGAACUACAAUAUGCGCCCAUGCAUCACCAUCAUCAUCACCAUCAGCAGCAGCAGCAGCAACAGCAGCAGUCGCUGCAGCAGCAACAUCACAAUCAUCAUCCAACAUUUGAGCAGCUGUCACCGCCGCCACAUCAAUUGCUGCCCGGUUGUCCAACGUCUGCUUAUUACUAUCAACGACCGCAUCCACAUCAAAUACGCGUGGGACGCAGUCCAGGCAGCAGUCAGUUUGAUCCUGAGGGCUUGGCCAGUCCUGGCUCGCCAACGGAUGUGGGCAAAGCGGAUGGUCAGUGCUUGCGUGAUGGCGAAAUUGUUGUGUUCGACGACAUCGACACGAAUUGGAUGAACAAGCCCUCAGCAUUGCCUGCCAAUGCUUCUGCUGCUGCUGCUGGAGCUGCGGUGUCUCCUGCUUCUACUGCUGCCAGCAAUGCUGCGGAUCGUGGCAACAACGAGGAUGUGCUGAAGGUGACGAAAAUGAUUGGACAACUGCCCAUUGCCGAAUACGAGGGUUCGCCGCGUCGCUUUGGCAAUCAGCAGACGGGCAAAGCAUCGGCUGGGUUUCCCAAACGUGCGCCUGGUUUUCCGCAACGCGUCUCGCCGAGCAGCAACAACAAUGUGAUGAUGAUGGGGAGUAUGGCCGUGGGUAAGGCAUCUGUGGGCAAUCUGAUUGAUCUAAUCGAUCACGAGGGCACAACGCCAAAUGCCACAACAACAACUACAACAACAACAACAGGGGCAAGUGCAACUGGAACAACUGGCUCCUUGUCGAAGACACCGACCUUUGAUUAUCUGUACGAGUUCUCGGAGACGCGCAAAGUGCUCGAGGAGUUCUUCAAGGCGAAUCCCGAUGAGGAUGAGAAACGCUUCACGGACUACACAACCGAAAGUGGCGAUGAUGUGGCCAGUGCGGACAUGCAACCGCGCGUCUGCGAGGUGGAUAAACAUAUCGAGCAGGCUUACAUCGGUCAGCGUCUGGCUAGAAUACCCAAAGACGAGCUCUACAUGGUGCAUCGCUCGCCCAGGAUACAGGCCAGCGAACACACUGGCUAUCAGGAGCACAACGACAUCGAGCUGUACAUCGAUUCGAAUAGUCGCAGCAGCGGCGAUCUGGCUGACACCGAACUGGAGGCGAAUCUCCGACGGCAUUCGCGCAAUUUCACACUGUCGCCGGAGACAACGGAUUACGAUUCGAAUUGCGGCGACUUGGACAGUCUGUCGAAUGAUAUUAAUUGCGCCACAACCGACUAUGGCAAACUGUACACCAGUAUGCCGGUGCUCGAGGAUGGACUGAGCAGUGGCCAUGCCUCCGACACGGAGAACAAUGUUUCUGUUGUAUGUGACAAGCAGCCGGCUCAAGCUCAAGCUCAACAACAACAGCAGCAACAGCAGCUGGAGAUCAACGAGCAUGAGCACAAUGGCAAUGCCAAUGGCAACAACAGCAAUAAUAGCGAUUGCGAGCGUUUGGCUGCGAAUGAUUUCAAUGGUGUCAGCCUAAUUACAGAUGCCACACAGUCGAGUACACUGCCAACGCCACCGCCGUUGCCCGAGUCGCCCACAGCCACGCCCCCGCCAGCACUCGAAGUGUGCGAAGAGCCACAGACAACUGUGAAUGCCGCUGCCGCUGCUGCUGCUGCUGUUGAUAGCGAUUGUCCCGCGGAAACACACUAUGGUCCAGUGUAUGCCGCAGGGGCAGCAGCAGCGGCGGCGGCGGCAGCAGCAGCAGCAGCAGUCGCUGCCAGCAGCAAAGCGACAGCUGUGGCUGGCGCUGGAUCUGGAUCUACAGCAGCAGCUGCGCCAGUUGAGAUACAAGAGGCGAUGAAAGAGAUACGUUCGGCGCUGCAACGCGCCAAAGCGCAGCCGGACAAGCUAAAGUUCUGCGAUGAAGUGCUGCCUGCGGAUCCCGAUUCGCCGGUUUGGGUGCCGCGCAAGAGCGCAACCACAACGCGUGGCCUGGAUGAAGAUGAGGCGGACACGGAUCUCGAAACGGAUCGUUUGCUGGGACAGCAGGACUUUUUCAACGAGCAGUCGACAACCAGCGCAACGGCGGACAGCAAUGCCAAUGGCUUGGCCAACAACAUUGGCGGCAGCAAUGCGAAUGGCAGCGACACCAACAGCAAUCCCAAGCCGCAGAGCUACUCGACGGCCACCAUCAGGCAGGGAAUUGGCACUUCGCUGACACCCAACUCACCUGACAUUUGCCAGAUUGUGGGCAAUGCGGAUGUUUCGCUCAGUUCGCCGGAGAAGCUGCAAUACUCAAAGAGCCCGACGGGCUCUAUUAAAUCCCUUAAGGAUUCGGCCAACAGCGACAAGAAGGCCAAGUCGCGUAAUAAGGAGGGCUUAUUGGAACCCAAAGUAUUAAUCGAGGGCGUGUUGUUUCGAGCUCGCUAUCUGGGCUCCACGCAGCUGGUGUGCGAAGGUCAGCCCACAAAAUCAACGCGCAUGAUGCAGGCCGAGGAGGCGGUGUCGCGUAUCAAGGCGCCGGAGGGCGAGAGUCAGCCCAGCACUGAAGUGGAUCUGUUCAUAUCAACCGAGAAGAUAAUGGUGCUCAACACAGACCUCAAGGAGAUCAUGAUGGAUCACGCAUUGCGCACCAUCUCCUACAUCGCUGACAUCGGUGAUCUUGUGGUGCUGAUGGCGCGUCGUCGCUUUGUCCCCAACGGCGCCGGCGGUGGCGUUGUCCUCGAUACGCUUUCAUCGUCGUGUCCGGGCGCAGCGGAUGUCGCUGACUCGGGCGAAACGCUGAAGGACAACAACAAGGAGAGCGGAUCGGCCAACAAGCAUAAUCGGACGCCCAAGAUGAUAUGCCAUGUGUUUGAGAGUGACGAGGCGCAGUUUAUAGCGCAAUCGAUUGGCCAAGCGUUUCAGGUCGCCUACAUGGAGUUCCUCAAGGCCAAUGGCAUUGAGAACGAGAAUCUGGCCAAGGAAAUGGACUACCAAGAGGUGCUCAACAGUCAGGAGAUCUUUGGCGAUGAACUGGAGAUAUUUGCCAAAAAGGAACUGCAAAAAGAGGUCGUGGUGCCGAAGUCAAAGGGUGAAAUCCUCGGUGUUGUCAUCGUGGAGAGCGGCUGGGGUUCGAUGCUGCCAACGGUGGUCAUUGCCAAUCUGAUGUCGGGCGGUGCGGCCGCUCGUUGUGGCCAGUUGAACAUUGGUGAUCAGCUGAUUGCCAUCAAUGGCAUGAGUCUGGUCGGUUUGCCGCUAUCCACCUGCCAAAGCUACAUACGCAAUGCCAAAAAUCAAACUGCCGUCAAGUUCACCGUUGUGCCCUGCCCCCCCGUUGUCGAGGUUAAGAUACUGCGUCCCAAGGCGCUCUUUCAGCUCGGCUUUAGCGUGCAGAAUGGCGUGAUUUGCAGCCUGUUGCGUGGCGGCAUCGCUGAACGCGGCGGCGUUCGAGUCGGUCAUCGCAUCAUUGAGAUCAACAACCAGAGCGUUGUGGCUGUGCCGCAUGACACCAUUGUCAAGCUGCUCUCCUCAUCUGUGGGCGAGAUCUUAAUGAAAACGAUGCCCACGUCCAUGUUUCGCUUGCUCACUGGCCAGGAGACGCCAAUUUAUAUCUAAUCUGCCCCAAAGCACCGCUACUCAACCUCUCAACUGUCGCACGCCAGAAGAUAAUGAAGAAGGAGCUACGAAAAGAUUUUUUUGUUGAGAUCCCAGUUGACUUUCAUUCUGCUCAGCCAUAACUAUGAAGUGCAAUCCCCUGAAUGGAUGGAGGGAGAAUGGAUGCAAUUUUCGGAAAUUAUAUAAAUACAAUACAAUACUCACUCACUCACUCAUCUUGAAUUCAACUAAAGCACUCGCAGCAUAGAAUGUACUUACUACAACAACAAGCACGGCAAAUUGAUUUAGCGCUCUAAUUACGUUUCGUUUAGCUUUUUAUUUCCUUCUGUUAUUUUUGUUUUUGAUGUAUAUGAAAAAGACUGAAUUUUAGGUUUUGCGUGUGCGUGUGUGUGUGUGUAUGUGUAUGUGUAUGGGUGAAUGUAUAUGUGUGUGUGCAAGGAUAGCUGUAGAGAGCCGCAUUACCAACCGAAAACAAUAUAAAUCGGACAAAAGAUACGCCAACGGUCAAUGAAAUUAACGCCAUAAUUAUGUGUAUAAAUCAAAAUAUUAUAAAGUUACAGAUUGAAAAGAGACGCAGCAUAGAUAAUGUCUGAAGACAUGUUUAAAUUCCCGACUUUACAUUUUUUAUAAUGUUUCCCAAACAAUAACAAAAAUGAUGUUAAACUAAUGUGUAUUUAAAAUCAAACAUUAUAUAGAGCUAAAGCGAAUCGAAGCAGGCCAUAAGAAUACGUGUGUGCAUAAGAGUGCAAGAGAGAGAGAGUGAGAGCAAGAGUGCGAAAGAGAUAGAAGGGGGCAAAAUAAUGUUUAAGAAUUGAAUCGGAAUUUAUUUGCCAACACAAUACAGACGGAGACAGCAAUAAUUUAUGAUAUGAUAUGCUAAUUUUUUAUUUAUGUACAUUUAUAUUUGAAUUAUUAACUACAUUUAUAAUUUGCAAUUAUGCCAAAAAACGGAGAAAAACGGAAAUCAAAUAUGAUAAAAAAAAUAUUAUUCGUUGUAUGAUGAUGAGAUUUCGUUAAAUUAAUGAAUUUGUGUAUUAUUAUUAUUUCCUUUGUACUAUAUAUAUAGUUAAUAUUAAUGCAUAAAAUUACCUUAAAUGAAUGUCAAAUACUUAUAGCAUAGUUCUUAAAAUAUUGCCUGUUAUAAGCGACAAAAAAAAAAACAAAAACAAAAACCAGCUAACAGUAAACGGUAAACAAAACGAAAUGCAUUUAAGUAACGUCGUCAAAAACAAAAAACAAAACAAAAAAGAAAUCAAUGUGUAUACUUAACAAUAAAUGUGAAAACUGCAAUUUGCGCUGUUCUCUUGAUUACGAAAAAUAAAAAAACAAUGCCAUUUAAAUAAAUUAUAACAAUAAACAACAAUAAGCAACAUUUAAUACAGCAACAGCAAAAACAACCACAGCAACAAAAGUAAUAAUGAAGAACAAUAACUGAUUAUGCUCAAUAAUUUUUUUUGUUAAGCAACAACAAAAAACGAAAAAAAAAAAAACAAAACAAAAAUAUAAAGUACAUACAUAUAUGAUGUAACUUAAGUAUAUUAAAGAGAGCUUAUUUUUGCUAUAAUUGAGACGAGCCACAAAUGCAAAAGAUGAACGAUUAAAGUGACGCGCCAGUAUAUAAGUUACAAAUAAAAUAAAAACAAAUAAAUAUUGCAAAAUAUUACUUAUUUACGAGCGCUAAAUGUGCAGGUAACCAAAACAAACAAAAAGUUCAUAUUGUAUAAUGUAAUUACGAAAAGGAAAAACAAAAACUUUGCGCGUUCGCAAAGGCAUUAUUUUUGCAACAAAACACACACACAGCCGGAGCCGAGCAAGCAAAUUGAUAAAUAUAAAUUUAUAUAGAUACAAUUACAAAGAAAA